GCUUACAAUAAAAGAGUGAGUCAGGCAGAGGAGUUAGAGUUGCUUGGACAGCUGAGUGGCAGCACUGCACUCUGCCACUGUGCUCCCCUUGCAAGUAACACGUACUACAUCAAAACAGUUCUUUCUUCUUACAAAAAUGAGGAAUUUUAUCCUGGUUGCUUUGACAUUUCACCUUCUGGUGAUCACAGUAGUAGAGAUUAACGGUGAUUACACAUUUGGAGAUAUAAUUUCAUUUCGAAGGAAAUGUGCCAAAACCAAGAUAACUUACAAACACUUUGCUGUUUAUGUGGGUACAAAGAAUUUAUUUGGCCAAGGAGAAGACAAGGACAUAUUUCACCGCAUAUAUAAGCCCACUGAUGGUAAAUACUGUGUUUUCGAGUCUCUCACAAAUGAGGGAGAACAUGCAAAAGAAAAUUAUCUGGAUAAAAAGUUGACACCAUCAAGUCAAGCUGACAUAAUUAAACACAUCAAAGUCAUGGCCAAUGAGACACACUGUGGAAAAUAUGAUCUCCUGUUAAACAACUGUGAACAUCUUGCAACUUACGUGCGUUAUGGAAAAGCAUAUUUUAAGCAGCCUGGAACCACAGCAGGCUAUUUUCGCCUUUUUUUCUCUGGAAAGAAAUUACCUAAAGCAGAUGAAGCAACAGAAAGCAUAUCAGAUGCAGAAAUCAUUAAAAUAUUAGACGAACUUCACAAAAAUUCAGAAGUUGAGGCUCAGUGUAAUAAUGCUGUAAUGCUUAAGAGUGUUUUAAGGAAUCCCACACUUUUACCCUGUCUUGCUUUUCUAUUUUCAUUCUUUUACAUGACAUGAAGUCUUCAUUGGAAAUAAAACACUGAUCAAGAUUAUGUUUUGAUUGUGUCAAACUGAAGUGCUUCCGUGCAGUUCUUAUUUGUCUCAUAAAUGUUUGUCACUGUCCCUGUUGACCUUAUGUAUUAAUGGUCUAUUUUUUCUAUUUCUGUGUUCUUUUUUUUCAUUUGUCUCAAUAUGUGAAUAACGUUCGGUGUAUUUGUCAGAGUUCAGAAUAGUAGCCUCACUCUGCGAGUGGUAUUAUAGUCAGACUCAUAUUCAUCGCUUUGUGUUAAGUACCUUCUACUUACUUUUGAUUCUUCCUGUAUUCUCCCUGUGUCCUGCCCAAGACUCCUCUGACAAGGAAUGAAAAUGUCAGUAAAAUCUCUGAAAUGACUGUGUUGUCUGUUCUACUUUUCUUUCUUUUUUUUAGCGUGCCAGUUCUUGCAAAGAUCAUGAGAAGGUUGCAUAGCGCCAUCACUCUACAAGUUAGCUGCACAUUUUAUUUUCAUUUGAAUUGUGCUCAAAAGGACACGGUGAUUCUGCAGUGUAUUUGUUUAAAUAAACAAGGGAAUGUCACACAUGAA
Haplochromis burtoni (Burton's mouthbrooder) is the source of this 1374-nucleotide messenger RNA. RefSeq lists its product as uncharacterized. NCBI's taxonomy places the organism in Eukaryota, Metazoa, Chordata, Actinopteri, Cichliformes, Cichlidae. Gene Ontology annotation, molecular function: glycerophospholipid phospholipase A1 activity; A2-type glycerophospholipase activity. Gene Ontology annotation, cellular component: cytoplasm. Gene Ontology annotation, biological process: N-acylphosphatidylethanolamine metabolic process. The record is from RefSeq and is a predicted model, not a curated record. The coding region runs from base 137 to 811 and encodes 224 amino acids. The transcript is spliced from 4 exons.